CAGCUCCCGUGUGUGUGUGUCUGCGGGGGUGUUUGUGUGCCAGCGGGACUCUCAGGAUUUUGUCAUCUGGAUCUUUUAGCCGCUUUCUUUGCAAGUUUCUUUGGAAGGUUGUUUGUCGUCCUCUGUGCACACGCACCGCCACAGCCACUCUGACAUCACAUCUGGCCUUCAUCUGCGUGACCCCAACACCCCCACCUCCCACCCCCCUCCCUGUUGAAACCAUGGCACUGUCUUCACGCUUAAAACUGUGGGAGCAGAAGGGAGAUAAAGGAGGAGAAGACGCCGGUGGCCGCGGCCGUACCUCCUCCGCCUCUGUCCACUUUGCCGGGCGGCUUCCUCAAACAGCUGGUCAGAGAAACCGAGAAGGAGACCAAACAGAAAGAGCCGGAGACCAAAGAGGAGAGACAGCCGAGCAAGCUGAGCGACAACCUGGUGCAGCAGUUCCUCCUCCCGGACCAGACUCCUCCGAUCCUCGAGGCCGAGAUGUCCCUCCGCGCCGAGCAGCAGACCAACAGCAACAAGCAGACGGAGGGCCGGUCCUCGAGCCAGAGGAAGAUGUACUCUCCUGACUCCGGCAACAAGAAGGAAACCAGACAGGAGGUAACGCCAGAGCCGCUGAAGCAGCAACAGCAAGGGAAGUCGGAGAAGGGUGUGAAGAAGCAGCAAGAGAAGGAGAGGAAAGAGGAGGCGCAGCAGGUGGAGAAGAAAGAGGAGAAGAUGGAGGAGAGGCUGGAGCCAGAGGGAAGGCAAGCAGACACGACCGUAACCGAGCGCAACGCGAGAGAGGUGAGAGAUAUUUGGUAUGAAGCAGGAACCGUGUGGUAUGUCCACAAGGAUGGUUUCACCCGCGCCACUCAGCUGAAGCCAGAUGAAGGGACACCUGAACUCCCAGAAGGCCGAGUGAGAGUCCGCCUGCAGACGGACGGCUCGCUGCACGAUGUUACAGAGUACGAGAUUGAGAAGUGCAACCCAUCAGAGCUGGACCUGUGCGAGGAUCUGAGUGACCUGCAGAGUGUCAACGAAUGUGGAGUUCUGCACAAUCUGACCAGUCGAGCUAAAGCCAACCUUCCGCUCACACACGCGGGACCCAACCUGGUCAACUUCUGGCCUCCGUUACAGGCUCACAGCAAGACUCCAAAGUCUCGGCGGGGCGAGUCGGUGUGGGAUGCUCCUCCCGCGCUGGCUGCUCUGGUCAAACGGGUGUACGUGUCCAUGGUGGGCUCCAGGAGAGACCACAGUGUAUGUGCGCUGGGACGCAGCGGCACCGGCAAGACCACCGCAUGCCAGGCCUUCACGCUCGCUCUCCUCAAACAGGCCGGUACAACCAGGGAGAAGAUCAGCGCGGAGCGUGUGCAGGCCAUGUUCACGGUGCUGAGGUCGUUUGGCUGUGUGAGCUCGCAGCACAGCGACGCUUCGUCUCGUUUCGCCAUGGUCUUCUCCCUGGACUUCAACCACGCUGGACACGCUGCUGCUGGACACCUGCAGACGGUGAUGUUGGACAAAUGGAAGGUGUGCCAGAAGACUCCCGGAGAGAGUAACUUCCUGGUCUUCUCUCAGAUGCUGGCAGGACUCAGCACAGAGAUGAGGACUGAACUGCAGCUGCACCAGCUUCCCGAGGCCAACUCUUUCGGGAUCGUUCACCCCACCAAGGUUGAGGAGAAACAGCGUGCGUCUGUCGCCUUCACCAAGCUUCUGGCUGCCAUGGAGACGCUCAGCUUCUCGGUGGGCGAGCAGAAGGCGAUCUGGCACGUUCUGGCCGGCAUUUACCAUCUGGGAGCCGCCGGGGCCUGUAAAGUGGGCAGGAGGCAGUUUGUGAACUUCGAGAGCUCUCAGGUGGCCAGCAGUGUCCUGGGCUGUGAGGGAGACGAUCUGCACACGGCCGUCUUCAAACAUCACCUCCGACAGCUGCUGCAGAGAGCCACCGGGGGCAGCAGAGAGAGGGGCCCUGCUGCUGAGGCAGAGGAGGGUCCCAGGCUGACAGCUGCUCAGUGUGUGGAGGGGAUGGCUGCUGGACUCUACGAAGAACUCUUCACCUCCAUCGUCUCUCUGAUCAACAGGGCUCUGAGCGGCCAGCAGCUGACGUUAGCCUCGGUGAUGGUGGUGGACACGCCGGGCCUCAGGAACCCGAGACACUCGGCAGAGGAGCGAGCGGCCAGCUGGCCCGAACUCUGUCACAACUACCUGCAGGAGAGGCUGCUGGAGCACUACCACACACACACCUUCACACACACACUGGACAGAUACACACAGGAGAACAUCCCCGUGGAGCUGGAGUGUCCCGAGAACAGUCCAGCGGAGGUGGUGUCUGCCAUCGACCAGCCGCCUCCACAGGUCCGGGCUGCAGAUAGUGACCCCAGAGGUCUGCUGUGGGUUCUGGAUGAGGAGAUGGUGACACCAUCCUCCAAUGAGAACAGUGUCCUGCAGAGAGUCUGUCAGUAUUACAGCAACACAGUGCGGGAGUGCGAGCAGCCGCUGCAGUGUGAGCUGAACCACCUGCUGGGCUGCGACCCGGUCCGCUACGACCUGAGCGGAUGGAUCGGUCUGAUCCAGAACAACCCGUCGGCUCUGAACGCCAUCUGUGUGCUCCAGAACUCCACCAUAGCGGAGGUGAAGAAGAUGUUCAGCCCGAAGGUCCCCCUGCCCCCUUUGUGUCGAGGUCUGGGUGGUCUGGACGGCAGCAGCCAGCGCUCUCUGCAGAGAAACGGCACCAUCAGGAAGACCUUCAGCGGAGGGAUGGCAGCCAUACGCAGACACUCCCAGUGCAUUGCCGUCAAACUACAGGCAGAUGCGCUGGUGAACCUGAUCCGCCGAGCCAGACCGGUGUUCCUGCAGUGCGUGCUGGCGAAGACCGACGCCGGAGGUCUCGACGUGCCGGCGCUCCGAGUCCAGCUGCACGCCACGCAGAUCCUGUCGGCCCUGCAGCUCCACCGCACAGGUUACCCAGAGCACAUGUCUUUGAGUGACUUCAGGUGCCACUUCCAGGCGUUGUCUCCUCCGAUUAUGAAGCGUUACGCGUCGAUGUUUGUCAGCCACGACGAGAGAAAGGCCGUGGAGGAGUUACUGGCCGAGUUGGAUCUGGAUAAGAAGAGCAUUGUUGUGGGUGCCAGCAGGGUGUUCAUGAAGCGAGGUGUGCUGCGCUACCUGGAGCAGCAGCGGGACCAGCAGGUGACCGGCUGGCUGGUCCAUCUACAGGCCGCCUGCGUGGCACAUCUGGCCCGUCAGAGGUACCGCAAACUCAAGGUGCAGCAGAUGGCGGUCAGCUGUCUGCAGAGGAACCUGCGGGCCAUGAGGAUCGUGGCCAUGUGGAGCUGGUGGAAACUGUUCUGCAGAGUGCGUCCUCAGCUCGACGUCAACAUGGACAACGAGAGGCUCCGGGCUAAAGAGGAUGAGAUCUCGGCUCUGAGACGACGCCUGGACAAAUCGGAGAAAGAGAGGAACGAGCUGAGGCAGACUGCAGAUGGCCUGGAGACCAAGGUCACGGCGGUGACAUCGGAGCUAAGCGACGAGCGUUUCCGCGGCGAUGCGGUGGGCCAGGCCCUGGAUGUGGAGCGGGCCGAGAGGAUCCGACUCAGCAAGGAGAACAAAGACCUGCAGGCCCGUCUGGACCAGUGUAAAGUCGCCAUGGAAACCCUGGAGAAGCAGCUGGAGGAGGAGAAACACAAAGCUCAGAUGGCUGAGGGUCACCGAGGAGCAGCGACAGAGAGCGAGCUGGCCAUGCAGCUGGAGUGCUGCCAGACGGAGGUGGAAUUUGUGCGCAGACGACUCAAGCAGACGGAGGAAAAACUGGAGACGGAGAGAGAGAGCCGCCAGCAGCUCGACACCAAGGUGGCGACACUGCAGGCCCAGCUGGAGCAGUCCAGGCGGAGCGCGACAGAUCUGAAGCGUCACUGUCGGCGCGUGACCUCUGACCUGCAGGACGCCCGCGUGCUCGCCGACAGCCUGCAGAGCCGCAUGCACGACGUGGACCGCAAGCAGAGAAGGUUUGACAGCGAGUUGACUCAGGCUCUGGAGGAAGCUGACACUGAGAGAGAGCAGAAGGACAAAGCUUUCCAGGAGAACGCUGCUCUGGGGGCUGAGAUAUACACUCUGCGCCGCAACCUCCAGGAGAGCCAGACAGAGGUUGAGCGUCUGCAGAAGCAGAAGGAAGAGUUGUGCGCUCAGAUCCGUGACCUCAGCCUGCCGGUCGAUCUCGCUGCCGAUUCCCUCCCCGACCUCAAGAAACAGCUUCGCCUCCUGGAGAGUCAGGCCAGCGACAGAGCGCAGGAAAUCAGCACGCUCGGCGCCAAAAUACAGCAGCAACAACAGAUCCACAUGCGCUUUGAGAUGGAGAUGGAGCGGAUGAAGCUGAUGCAUCAGAAAGAGUUGGAGGAUAAAGAAGAGGAGUUGGAGGACGUACACAAGUCCUCUCAGAGACGGCUAAGGCAGUUGGAGAUGCAGUUGGAGCAGGAGUACGAGGAAAAACAGAUGGUGAUUCAUGAGAAGCACGACUUGGAAGGACUCAUAGCAACUCUGUGUGACCAGGUGGGUCACAGAGACUUCGAUGUGGAGAAGAAGCUGAAGCGAGACCUGAAGAGGACUCAUGCCCUGCUUGCCGACGCCCAGCUGCUUCUCUCCACCGUCGACAACCCUGGGCACAACCUUCCCGCCGGCAGCAAGGAGCAGAUAGAGAGGCUGCACUGCCAGCUGGAGGAGAGCGAAGCGAAGCGGCUGGAGGCAGAGAGCCUCCAGACGACUCUCUCCCAGGAGCUGGACAACUGUCAGAUUGAACUGGAAAAUAUCUGCAAACAGAAGAGUAUGGUGGAUGAGCAGCUGGUGCUGCUGCAGCACGAGAAGGUGGACCUGCUGAAGAGACUCGAGGAGGACCAGGAAGACCUGAAUGAACUCAUGAAGAAGCACAAGGCGCUCAUCGCUCAGUCGUCCAGUGAUAUCUCUCAGAUCAGGGAGCUGCAGGCUGAACUGGAGGAGGUGAAGAAACAGAGACACUCUCUGCAGGAAGAGCUCCAGCAGAGCGUGUCAAGGGUGCAGUUCCUGGAGGCGUCCACUGUGGGGCGUAGCAUCGUCAGCAAACAGGAGGCUCGCGUGUGUGACCUGGAAAACAAACUGGAGUUUCAGAGAGGGCAAGUCAAGAGGUUUGAGGUGCUGGUGUUGCGUUUGAGGGACAGCGUGGUUCGUCUGGGCGAGGAGCUGGAGCAGAGCGCCCAGGCUGAAGCUCAAAUGAUCAAACUCUUGAGAGAAAAAACAUCGCCCAAUGCCAUUUUUUUUUUUUCUUACUACCAGCAGCGUGUGCAGGACAUGAGGCUGGAGAUGGAGGAGCUGAUCCAGCGGGAGCAGGACAGCAGCCGCAGACGCAUGGAGCUGGAGAUGCAGGUGGAGGAGCUAAGCGCCGUCAGACAGACGCUGCAGGCCGACCUGGAGACGUCCAUUCGCCGCAUCGUGGACCUGCAGGCCGCGCUGGAGGAAGUGGAGUCCAGCGACGAGAGCGACUGUGAAAGUGUUCAAACCGCUGUGGAGUCAUUGACUCGAAAGAAAGACCUUGACUCGGUGUCUAGUGUCGGGACGGAGGACGUAGGAGAGGGCAUCCGUCAUUGGCUAGGCGUGCCCAGAGGAGCGUCCCGUGGUAGUGGCUCUCCCUACGGCAGCAGUACCAUCAGCAGCCAAGGAGGGCGCCAGUCUGUCGCUGACACCAUGAGCACCUACAGCUUCCGUUCUUGUGUGGACCCUGAUGACGAGCGCUCUGAGGCUGGCGGCGGGGGAACCAGAGUUCCCGGGCGCGCCCCGUCCUCCUCCGCCCUGUCCGAGCUGCUGGACGGACUCCGCAAACGGCGAGCUGGCGGCGACACGGCCGACGGAGCCGGCAGCGCGGUCUCCCUGCCGGUGUACCAAACGACCGCGGCCUCGACUCUCAGACGGCGAGCCUCGGCCCUCUCUCUCGGCGGCCCGGGCGACCCGCAGGAGCCCCGGCCCGGCCCCGGCAUCCUCAAACCGCCUUCCCCGCUGCUGCCCCGCGCCGCCAGCGCUCGCGCCGCCAGCGCUCGCUCCGUCGGCGGCGACUCCUCCUCUACAGCCGGAGCCAAAGUCUCUCGCUUCAACUCGAGCGAUUCUCUGUCUUCGCUUCCCUCGCUGCCUCGCCUCUCCUCCUUGGCGCCCUCCCUCGCAGCUCGCCACCAGCCCCCGUCCCUGUCCAUCCCCGAGGAGGACGCGGGUCAACCUCGCCGAUCGGUGACGGCCGCCGCCACGGAGCGCUCCCCUCAGCCGCCGAGGCGUUGCAUGCUGGGGAGUCUCGCUUCGGAGGACGCGGGCGAAGGCUCUCUGGGGUCGGAGCCCAUGGUGUUCCAAAACCGCCGCCUGAUUGAGGAUAGCGGGCACGGCGACAAUGACGCGGCGUCCGACAUCCUGCCCGCCAUACGGAGAGCUCAGUCCGCCAGCAGCCUGGCCGGCUGCUCGGUCAGAGGAGGCAGGAGGGCGCUGAGCGUCCACUUUGGAGAGCUGCCGCCUUCCACCCGCAGCAGGAAAGGCUCCGAGACCGAGUCCUCCAGCUCAGGGGGGUCGGGGGGCAGUUCCCAGGGCUCAGUGGGGGGGCCCAGGCGCCGGUUUGAGAGGCCACAGGGAGAGAGACUGGAGGCGGAGGGCAGCGAGGGCGGAGACGUGGCUUCGGUCAUGAAGAGAUACCUUAAAAAGGAGGUUGACUAAAGCAGAUGAGACUCUUUGUGUGUCCACAUCUAGACAGACUGGAGACUGCAGUCAAGGCUGAACGAAAACACUUCACAAGCUGACUCUUAUUAACGCCACCUGAAAAUACAUUUGCCCUCAAUCAACUGUAUUUUCAGAUAAGCACUGUUUGUAUAUGAAUAAA
This is a messenger RNA of Perca flavescens (yellow perch), 6853 nucleotides long. RefSeq names its product myosin XVIIIB (gene myo18b). The coding region runs from base 484 to 6690 and encodes 2068 amino acids. Gene Ontology annotation, biological process: actomyosin structure organization. The record is from RefSeq and is a predicted model, not a curated record. NCBI's taxonomy places the organism in Eukaryota, Metazoa, Chordata, Actinopteri, Perciformes, Percidae. Gene Ontology annotation, cellular component: myosin filament; cytoplasm; unconventional myosin complex. The transcript has 44 exons. Gene Ontology annotation, molecular function: ATP binding; cytoskeletal motor activity; actin filament binding.